Messenger RNA from Umbelopsis ramanniana AG, 2493 nucleotides. RefSeq lists its product as uncharacterized. The transcript is spliced from 7 exons. Gene Ontology annotation, molecular function: protein binding. NCBI's taxonomy places the organism in Eukaryota, Fungi, Mucoromycota, Umbelopsidomycetes, Umbelopsidales, Umbelopsidaceae. The record is from RefSeq and is a predicted model, not a curated record. Bases 35 to 2116 code for a protein of 693 amino acids.
GUCCUUUUUUUUCUGCAACCGCACAACUCAGACAAUGACGAUUCCAAGCCGUGGGCAUCCACGACCGACGUCGAGCGUAGCCAAUCAAGGCGACAAUGCCUCUACGUCGAAUUCCUCACCCCGCGCGGCAAGAGGUACAUCCAGCGCCAUGCCGACAAAGCCGUCAUCCGGUGUUAGAGAUUUCAUGGCUCAGCAAAGGGCCAAAAUAAAGGCACAGCAGGACCAAGACAAGUUGAAGGCUUCCAAAAGACCACCCAAGGUUCCAAUGCCAUUUAAAGAAGCCCCAAGCUAUAGCUGGGAUGACACGUUAGACCGUGGAGAAGCCUUUGGUCACACUCCACCACGCACAAGCAAAAUCGAAACAAUGAUCAAGCAAGCCAAGUCAAGCGGUAAACUAAAUAUUUCAAACCGAAAUCUGGAUGAGAUUCCCGACGCGGUGUGGAAUAUGUAUCAUGUUGAUCCAAACGCUAUCACAAUCGACCUGAGUGGCGGUAGUGACGCUUGGUCUGAUCUGGAAGAGUUGACUCGCUUUAUAGCUGCUGACAACCAGCUUAGUACCAUCAGUGAGAGAAUAGGUGAAGAAUUUCUUGCCCUUCGCCAUGUGGAUCUCCAUAACAAUCGGCUGACAAGUCUACCGAAUACAUUUGGAAAUCUGAAAAACAUUACAUACGUCAACCUUUCCGCUAAUGGAUUCGAAGCGAUUCCUGUUCAGCUCUACAGUCUCGAAAAGCUGAAAGAGCUUAAUUUGGCAGGAAACAAGAUCCAAUCCUUCGAUCCCAAUAUAGCCAAUUGGACGUCAUUGGACACAUUAAACGUAAACGAUAAUCUCCUGACGCGCUUACCGCAAGAGAUGGAAAGUCUAGUUUCCUUACGUCGCUUACUUGCCAAUGGUAACAAACUUUCUGACCUCCCUAAUGGGAUGCUGUCAACGUUCGGCGAUAGACUAGAAGACUUGGAGUUGGCAAAUAAUAGUCUUCAGAAAUUGAUCAUAAAUGGAAAGCUACACCUUAAAAGAAUUGACCUUCAUCACAAUAAGCUUCAAGUGCUUUCAUUCGGCGCUGAUGCAUCUCUGAAGGAUCUGUAUGAGCUUUUGUUGAGCCGUAAUCGUCUAAACCAGCUAGAUAAUGUAGAGAUGGCGGCUGUCAAUCUGUCUAUCAUUGAUAUAUCGAGUAAUGUGUUUGAAGAUAUACCCAGUUCGAUACUCCAAUUGCAGAGUCUGAAGCGUUUGGAUUUCAGUAGCAAUCAAUUGAAAUCCUUACCCGUUGGUCUUGGAGCCAUGCCAAACUUGCAGGUCAUCAGCUGGGAAGGAAACCCGCUGCGGUCUCCACCAAGGAACAUGUCAGGAUCAAUGGAUGUUUUAAAAUCAUUGCGUGACAGUUUGAAAAGCGGAGGCGACUCUGUGCUGGAGACCAACACUAAAUUGCGAAAUAUGCAACUUGGUGAUUCACAUGCUGACGCAAGUCCUAUUAUACCAUCCAAAAAUUCGACACUAGCAGCAGAUCCCCAAAAUGUUAAGAACAAGACUUUGGAUUUGACAAAGCAGCAAUUGCAAGAGUUUUCAACUGAAAUGGCUGAAAGCGUUGACUUUGCUGUUGCUCACAUCCGAUUUGAUCAAAAUUUGUUGAGCGAGUUUCCUUCAUCGUUGACACAUUUCUCCUCAACAUUGGUUACUCUGUCGUUGCAUCGCAAUAAGUUGACCAAGUUCGAGCUUAACUUUCAGCUUCCAGCGCUGAAAGAGCUGAAUCUCAGCAACAACCAAAUUCAAAUCUUCACGAUUACACAGGAAAACCUUGCACCACUGCUAACAAAUCUCAACUUAAGUUGCAACCGGUUGAAGGAAGUCCCGGCUCGUCUCACUGAAUACCUUCCUGGUCUUACCAACCUCAGUGUCAACACAAACAAAAUUACAACCAUCGACCCAGACAGUUUUCCUGGAAUCCGAGUCCUUGAUCUUGGGAAUAAUGACAUUUCACAAGUGCCUCCGCUACUAGGUAGAGUAACAAGCAUCAAGGAACUGAAUUUGGACGGAAACUGCUUCCGUGUGCCUCGACGUGCUACUCUUGUAGCUGGUACGGAGUCGAUUAUGGAAUUUCUACGAAAUCGAAUUGUGGAAUAGUGUAUGCGUUUGCAUAUACAUGCUGUCACAGCUUGAAGAGUUGACAGAGAUAUAUACCACUUUUAUUUACUUGAAUAAAUCAUGCUUCCUAAGACAUCUGAUGAACCACUGAAACUCAAUUGUCUGUUUUUGUUGCAUUGUGGUUAAUACAUGGUUAUUGCAAAUCGGCCGAAAUCUUCUUGCCAAAUCGUUGGAUGUCAUGGGUCAGUAGCUGUGGCUCUUCCAAAGCAGCAAAGUGCCCUCCCUAGAUGAUCUCUCGUUUAGUACCGUACUGCAUGUGAGAAAAAGCACUUCAUCUACUCACGCUAGGAUGUUCUUCAUAUUGGACCAAGUUGACCUGUGAAUCAACCCACUCUCUAGGCAUCUAGUAAGAUAGC